Aureobasidium vineae is the source of this 1491-nucleotide messenger RNA. The record is from the annotation of a GenBank genome assembly. Lineage: Eukaryota; Fungi; Ascomycota; Dothideomycetes; Dothideales; Saccotheciaceae.
UACUGGUCAGCUGUAUCAGUCUCGAUCCUCGGAGCUGGACUCUGGCUCUUGUGCUAUAGGGCCUUCUUCCACCCCCUCGCUCGGUUCCCAGGUCCUCCACUUGCUUCAAUUACAGGUCUCUGGCGGUUCUGGCAUUAUGCUAUCGGAGACUGGUCCGAGAUAAUUCUCGACCUGCAUCAGAAAUAUGGCAGGAUCGUUCGACUGGCACCAAAUGAACUAUCAGUCGUGGACGAGUCGGCCAUGAAAGCUCUCUAUGGUCAUAACACAGCUGCUAUCAAAAGUAAAUGGUACUCCGCUUUCCAGAGUCCUGAAGGAGCACCAAAUCAAUUAGCCACCCAAGAUCCCAAAGUUCAUGCUGGGAUUCGGCGCAGAUUUGCUCCUGCCUUUAAGAUGACUGUUCUGUUGCGACAGGAAAGCGCUAUGCAAACCUGUUUGGACAAACUCUGGCAAUCACUCGAGAAGCCUGCUCUCGAAGGCACAGUCAUCGAUAUGUGCAGUUAUACAGAAACCGUAACUUGGGACAUAAUAGGCCAGCUUUGCUAUGGAGAGCCCCUUGGCUCAAUCGCUGGUGCUGAGGGCAUGGAUCUUCAAGGUAUUCUGAACAAGUUACUGACGGCAUCCACAAUCUUUGGCCAUGUCUGGGGUCAGCUUGCUUGGCUCGAUAAUCCGGUAACACGUCUUCUCGGCGUCAAGAACCCUGUCCAAGAGUCAUUUGAGUGGUCAUCUAUGAAGGUUCGACAGCAUGUGGAGGCUGAUCGAAGUGACGUCGAACCUGAUAUGGUUGACUACUUUCUCAGCUACAAGGACGCUCAAGGAAAGCCGACAACACAUCUCGAAGUUGUAGAGGGUGCUUUCGCACNNGGUGCUGGAGCCGACACUGUGGCCAUUGCAAUGCGUUCGGCUUUGUAUCAUCUGAGCGCCAACCCGGCAGUACUUCAAAAGCUGAGAGAGGAGAUUGAUAAUGUCGAUUCCGACGAGUCGCUCUCUUACAAACAGACACAAAAGCUUCCUUACUUGAAAGCCGUUGUAAGGGAGAGUCUAAGGAUGUAUCCCUCGGUACCAGCCCAGCUGUAUCGAGUGGUCCGUGAUGGCGGUUUGUCGGUCGAUGGCCAAUUCAUUCCUUCUGGAACGGUGGUUGGUAUCAGCAGUCUGGCACAAAACAGGGAUACCGCGAUAUUUGGUCAAGAUGCCGAUGUUUUCAAUCCAGACCGAUGGCUAGGAGACGAAUCUCAAGCGCGAUAUCUGGAAAUUGCGCUUUUCAACUUUGGUGGCACAGGCCCACGCUCCUGCCCAGGUCGAGACCUUGCAACGAUUGAGCUGUACAAGUUCGUUGCCCAGAUGGUCAAGAGGUUCGAAUUUGAGCUGGUAGAUAAGUUACAUCCAUUCUCGGUGAAGACUUACUUCUUCGCCAUGCAGAGCGACAUGCGGAUGAGAGUUUCCCGCCGAGAGCAGCAUGUCACGUUUCGUGGAGAGUCUGCCGAGACUUUGUUA